Peniophora sp. CBMAI 1063 is the source of this 3804-nucleotide messenger RNA. The record is from the annotation of a GenBank genome assembly. NCBI's taxonomy places the organism in Eukaryota, Fungi, Basidiomycota, Agaricomycetes, Russulales, Peniophoraceae.
AUGCACCGCCCCGCGCGCUACAACGCCAAAGCGCGCCAAGGCGGCGCACACAAGAAAAGCAAGACCAAGCGCCGCGAACAAGACGCGCCGGGGCAAUUGGUCGAGAACGGGAAGGAGAGGGAGGAGGAUGCGAACGCGGAUAUUUUGGAGAGGAAGAGUGAGGAGGAGAAGGAGGCUGAGCGGAGGCUGAAGUUGCGUCAACAGAUGUUGGAAGAGAGCAACUCGCGAGCGUCGAGCAAGAAGAAGAAGAGGCUGGACAAGUACAUCGACAAAAAGCUUAAGAAAGACGAGCGCCUCUCGCUCUUCGACAAGCUCUCCAAAUCGCAAGCCGAGCUCCCGUCCACGCUCGCCCUCCAGUCCUCAGCCACGCUCGGCACCGGCCGCGUCACCACGCACUCUACUCUUCAGGCCCGGGCGGAAGACAGGCAGGUACGGCGCGCGAUGGACGGUGUGGUGUCGAGGAAGCGGAAGCGUGGGAGUGUCGAGGUUAGGGCGGCGAGUGGGAGCGAGAGUGAGAGCGGGGAUGAGGAGAUGGUGGCGAGUGGGGUCGAGGAGAUGGACGUGGACGGUGAUGAGGAGCCCGGGCAUUCGGCCGAGAACCCGGUCGUCGUGGUCGAGGACUACGGGCCGGCUCCUCCACCUGCCAAACAACCUACUGUUGGCGGCGCGUUGAAGCGCAAUGCGGAUGGCAGUAUCGCGGCGCCCAAGGUUCUGGCCCGGAAAGAUAAGGGGAAACGGACUAUACUACAGAAGUGGAAACGCCCGUCGCAGGCCAAGCCCGAGCUUGAAAUGGCCAUCGAGUCUGACUCUUCGUUUGAUAGCUCAGACUCUGCGAACGACUCUGACGACUCCGACGCGUCUGAAGAGGGGAGUGACGACGAAGAUGCGUCCGACUCUGGCUCUGGCUCUGGCUCCACAGAAAAUAAUGAGGACGAUGCUGAGGAAGAAGAGGAAGAGCCCGCGCCGAAGAAACGGAAACUAGCCGACUUCAAAACAUGGGCCAUGAACCAGCUCAGCGCCGCAAAAGGCUACAUCGCACCCACCACACCCGAUGCACCACCCACACCUCCCCCGUCCGACCCUACCUUGCCUCCACAAAAGAAACGCAAGCUCACACCGCCCCCCGACGGCCUCAUCCACGGCCCGCUCGGCGAAACGCUCUCCCUCCCGUCCACAUCCCUCGCGCAGUCCCUCCACUCCUCCAAGUCGAAGUCGAAGCUGAAAAAGUUCGUCUCGGUCCACCGCCCCCCCGACGUCGCAGAAGCGCGGCUGCAGCUCCCGAUCGUCGCGGAGGAGCAGCCGAUUAUGGAGGCGAUCCUGCUGAACCCCGUCGUUGUUAUUUGCGGUGAGACCGGGAGCGGGAAGACGACGCAGGUGCCGCAGUUUCUUUAUGAGGCUGGGUUUGGGUCGCCUGGGAGCGAUAAUCCAGGCAUGAUAGGGAUAACCCAGCCCCGCCGCGUAGCCGCCAUCUCAAUGUCCCAGCGCGUCGCACACGAGCUCUCGCUGCCCCCCUCGCUCAUAUCCUACCAGAUCCGGUACGACGCGACGACGUCCCCUUCGACGCGCAUCAAGUUCAUGACGGACGGCGUGCUGCUGCGCGAGCUCGCGAGCGACUUUUUGCUGAGAAGGUACAGCGUUAUCGUCGUGGACGAGGCGCACGAGCGGGGCGUUAAUACUGAUAUUCUGGUGGGGGUGUUGAGUAGGGUGGGCAGGCUGCGGGAGGAUAUGUGGAGGGGGGAUCCGGAGGGCGAUGUCAAGCCGCUGCGCCUGAUAAUAAUGUCCGCAACGCUCCGCGUAUCAGACUUCACCUCCAACGCCACCCUCUUCCCCACCCCGCCCCCCAUCAUAAACGUCUCAGCCCGCCAACACCCAGUGACGAUCCACUUCUCGCGCCGCACGUCGCCGGACUACGUGUCCGAAUCCAUACGCAAAACCGCAAAGAUCCACGCGCGGUUGCCGCCCGGCGGCAUACUCAUAUUCCUCACAGGACAGAAUGAGAUUCAGGGCGUGUGUAGGAGGCUGGAGGAGCGGUUUGGCGAGAGGGCGGUGGAGGAGAGGAAGAGGAGGAGGAGGGAGGGCGUGAAGGCGAGGGACGCGGGGCGGUUUUUUGAGGAGGAGCCGGUAACGGUUGUGAAGGCUGCGCAGGUGCCGCUUGAGGCGGAGGAUAUUGAGCUGGGGGAGGCGCUUCAGGCGGAUCUGGCGGACGAUGUGGACGGGGAUGGUGGUGCGGAGGUGGAUGAGGAUGAGGACGCGCUGGAUACGGACGACGAUGAGGUCGAUAGGGAGUUGGGGAUCGACGCUGAGGAGUCUGAAGUCCCGAUGCACAUCGUGCCCUUGUACUCUCUCCUGCCCAGCGAGAAACAGAUGAAAGUCUUCGAGCCGCCGCCCUCAGGCCACCGACUCGUAGUAGUCUCAACAAACGUAGCCGAAACCUCCCUCACGAUCCCCAACAUCCGCUACGUCGUCGACUCCGGGCGCGCAAAAGAGCGCAAAUACGAUCCCUCCUCCCACGUCCAAUCCUACCCCAUCUCCUUCACGUCCAAAGCCUCCGCGUCGCAACGCGCCGGGCGCGCGGGCCGCACGGGGCCCGGGCACUGUUACCGGCUGUACUCGUCCGCCGUGUACGAGAACUACUUCCCGCAGUUCUCUGAGCCGGAGAUAUUAAGGAUGCCGAUCGACGCGCUGGUGCUGAGCAUGAAGAGUAUGCAUGUGGAUGAGGUGGUUAAUUUUCCGUUUCCGACGGCGCCGGAGAGGGGGGCGAUGAGGAGGGCGGAGGCGGUUCUGAGGAGACUUGGCGCGUUGAGUGGGAGUGGUGCGAGUGGUGGGGGAGGGGGGCAGAUUACGGAUCUGGGGAGGACGAUGGCGUUGUUUCCUUUGAAUCCGCGCUUUGCGAAGAUGUUGGCGAGCGGGAGGCAGGCUGGGUGUUUGCCGUAUGUGAUUGCGGUCGUGGCGGCGUUGAGCGUUGGGGAUCCGUUUGUUAGGGAGGAGGCUGUUGGGGGUGAGGAUGACGAUGAGGAAGGGGAAGAGGAGGCAGACUUGAGGCAUCUCACGAGUGCGCAGGCGAGGGCGAAGGAGGUGAGGAGGGUGAGGAGGAAGGCGUUCUUCGAGUCUCAGCAGUUACACGCAUCACUGGGCAAAUCAACCUCCGACAUGUUCCGCCUCCUCUCCGUCGUAGGCGCAUACGAAUACAACGCCACCUCCCCUCCCACCACCUCACUAUCGACAUCAUCCUUCUGCGUCCAACACUUCGUCCGCCCCAAAGCAAUGGACGAGAUCCACAAGCUCCGCUCGCAGAUCUCACACAUCGUAUCGACAAACUUCCCCGACACAGACGCGGGCUUCAUCCCGCAUCUCCCGCCGCCGAACGACAAACAGCUCAAGAUCCUGCGCCAGCUGUUCGCGAGCGGGUUCAUCGAUCAAGUGGCCGUGCGCAAAGACCUCACGUCUCAGGAUACCGGCACAAAGGGCCUCAAAUUCACGACGUCCAAGGGCGUAGCCUACCGCGCGCUCGGCGUACACGAAGACGUGUACAUCCACCCCUCGUCCGUCCUCGCAUCGACAUCACCGCCAGAAUACAUAGUCUUCCACGAGCUCGUGCGCACGAGCCGGACAUGGCUCAAAGGCUGCACUGUAGUCAAUCCGGCGUGGCUCGCCGCGUUGGGCGCUAAGACGGGGUUGUGUAGUUUUGGGAAGGUGUGGAAGGAUAGGAAGGGCGGCGAGAUGGUUGUGCCGAGGUUUGGGCUGCCGGGGGAGGGGGCGGGGUGGGAGUUGCCGGCUGUUAGGAAGGGUUUGGUUGGGUUGUAG